This is a messenger RNA of Camelina sativa (false flax), 441 nucleotides long. Lineage: Eukaryota; Viridiplantae; Streptophyta; Magnoliopsida; Brassicales; Brassicaceae. The record is from RefSeq and is a predicted model, not a curated record.
AUGGAAAAUAUCUUCUUCUUCUUCGAUCUCUCUCUCUUAUCGCUCUUUUCGCUCUCUCUCCCACUUCUUCUUCGAUCGACGACUUCGGAUCAUGGAACAAUUGUGCUGGGGCUAGGCGGGGCGCUAUGGAGUUGGAACGCUUUGACCGCUAAGGAGGAGGCAAUGGCAGCAGCUAGACGGCCGCCUCCGCCACCACCCAAGGAGAAGAAAGACCCAACCGUGAGCGGAGUUCAGGCCAAGGUAUUGGCGAGCAAGAAGCGCAAAGAAGAAAUGAAGGCUUCCAUUGCUAAACUAAGAGAGAAAGGCAAACCUGUUGUUGAAGCGGAACCAAAGUCUUCUUCCUCGGAGUAGCAAUAAUUUAAACCCUUUCAUUAAUUUAUCUGCCUACCACAUUCAUUCCUAUGAUGUUAAUUCACACUACUAUAUUUCAAUUCCCUCUUA